UUUAAAGCUUCUCUUGUCUAGGGUUUGUGAUGGCUUCAUCAGAUUACGAGAUCAUCACUGACCCGUGGGAUCCUAAAUGUGUGAGCGCGUGCUGCAUGUAUUUCCCUGGAGAAGAGCCCGAAGAUACGGAACUUCUGUUGGAGAAGAUUCGAGGGAAACUUGACGAACGGAUUCACAAUCACACACUAGCUGAGGAGUAUCGUAUCAUCAACGAACAGAUCGUGAAGAGUCAGGGCUUCGAUGUCGAUUUCUCCAAGCUGCGUUACCUUUUCGAUUUCCAGCCUGCGUUUCUCGAUGAUUGCGAUAGCGAUACCGGCAGGGACUUUUUUCGUAAACUGUCUGCAGAAGCCAUUGAGAUCUACAACAAAAGAGACGGGACUAGUUUUGAGUUCGUUGAGGUUGAGAAAGCAAAUAUAUACUCUAACAGCGGAGAGGUCUUCUUCAUCACAUUUGUAGCCAAAGAUUCUUGGAACCAGACAAAAGUGUUUCAAGCUAAGGUCAUCCAUGUGUUCUGUAGAGAGAUUGUACACAGCUUCUGCAGGCUUAAACCCAAUCAACCAGUAACAUGUGUUGAUGAAGAGUCCAUUGCAAAGAAAGAGCCCAUUUCAAAGGAAGCGUCCAUUACAAGAAAAAAGAAAAGAAAGCAUGGUAUGACUAACUAGUUACCUCUUCUUUAUGAAAAAAACAGUAUUUCUUUUCAGUCUCUAUAAGUUACGUUAUAUUUCUACUCGUUUGGGGGGGUCUUAUUUCGGUUCAAGGGUUGGCUGGUCUCUUGGUAUCUAUAAUUAUAUUGUAGAAGAACCUUUUCUUUUGUUAUGAGGUUUGAGGAAUAAUUAUGUAAUUUUUGGAUUAUUCCCCCUUUUGGUGAGGGUUAAAGGCUUGAGAAUCCAUGUAUCCUCAGCUAAGAUUAAGCUUUUAUAUGCUGACAAAAAAAAAUUAAGCUUUUAUAUGAUUCAUUUACGUACAUUUUACACUAGUGAAACCAUAUUCAAGUGACCUAAUUAAAAAGCCAAGAUAAGCAUAAAGCGAAAUUCUCAAC
This is a messenger RNA of Brassica napus (rape), 1039 nucleotides long. RefSeq lists its product as uncharacterized. The record is from RefSeq and is a predicted model, not a curated record. Lineage: Eukaryota; Viridiplantae; Streptophyta; Magnoliopsida; Brassicales; Brassicaceae. The coding region runs from base 30 to 662 and encodes 210 amino acids. The transcript has 3 exons.